AUGUUCGUCCCACGAGUGCUCCGGCUGAAGGGGACGAAUGAGAAGGCGCGCGAAGCUACUAGACGCCCACCCAGAACACCCGUGACUGAAUUUGCUGCUCAGCCUGAUCAGAACGCUGAUUCUCCCUCUUCUGCAGGUCCUCUAGAAACCGAAGCCGAGUCGCACCAAGCGAAAACGAAACAGAGCACCGAACCGGCGAGCUCUCCCGAGUAUCUGGCGCAAUUGAUUGCGGGAAUUGAGCUGAUAUUCACCGACUAUGCGCACCAAGACCCGGAGAGUGUUCAAUGGCUGCAGGAGCGCUACAGGGUCGUGGAAGGGGAAGAGAAAUAUAUCCACCUCUCAGCCGUUCUGCAACACGAUAAUAUCUCCUCUUUGAAACCCGCCGCCUGCCAACUCAGUCUCCAAAAAGCCAUUCGAAGCAAACGUUCCGACUAUCUUGAGCUCUCGAAGAAUGGCCACUUCGUUCGCCGCCGCCCGGAAACGUAUCCAAUGCGCUUCAUCCCUGAGGACUCCUUCGAGAUCGAAGACGACCAGGGAGUGACAUUCUGGGAUCAGCGCACCAUCUACGUAGAGCCACAUCGGCGUGACCUCUUCAGGACACCUGCGAAGGUCGCGCACUGGCUGAAGGAGCAUGGCGGAAUGAGGGAGAAGUGGCUUCCCAUCCAAGCAGUCAUUCCUCUGUACAACAGCGCUGGUUUCGUGGUUCUCAGUGGCAAUGUCACUCACGAGAGUGUGUGGCGGAAGUGGAGAAGAUCGUACCAGCCCGAUAAAUGGAAGGUCUUGACGAAAGUUGAGCAUAUGCGGCACAGAGAUGAGUAUAUAACGCUGAAGUGGAAGGAGAGGAAGGAAAGGGAGGAAAGGAGAGCGGCGAAGAAGAGAGAAGGGAAGCGGAUGGAGAAGAAAGGAACAAAGAGGAGCAUUGCAGACGCUGGAUUGGAAGAAGAUGACCUGCAUGGAGCUGGAACGAACAUUGAUGAGAAUCAGGAACCCCGGACGACUCCUCUUCCCUACCUGACGAAGCGCAAGAAGACGUCCGCCGCCAGUGAGAGAACCGGCGAUGCAGGAGCAAUGGAUACCCUCGACUCCACAUGA
Molecule: messenger RNA, 1092 nt
Organism: Westerdykella ornata
Lineage: Eukaryota; Fungi; Ascomycota; Dothideomycetes; Pleosporales; Sporormiaceae
Exons: 2
Coding region: 1-1092 (363 amino acids)
Source: RefSeq, a predicted model, not a curated record